Molecule: messenger RNA, 1665 nt
Organism: Coffea eugenioides
Lineage: Eukaryota; Viridiplantae; Streptophyta; Magnoliopsida; Gentianales; Rubiaceae
Exons: 3
Coding region: 694-1398 (234 amino acids)
Source: RefSeq, a predicted model, not a curated record
CUGCUCCAGCUCUACUCCUCCAUCCGCAUUUUCCCCCUAUUAGUACUUUUCUCAGGGAAUUAAUUCCGGUGGGGUGCUCGCGGGUAAAACACUAAAACGGUCAGAAAUGGGGUCAGAGGCAAAAGAGACCGGAGAGAUAAAUCCCCCAUGCCAUCACAAAACAAAAAUCCUCCGCCCAACAACCACUACAUAUCUUUUAUAAUCACAAUACUGAAAAAAAAAAAGUUAUUAUUCCUACUUUUUGUUUGUGAUAGGUCCCACCACCUCCUUACAGUAGCAUACCGGUUGUAGUACGAUAACUAACUUGGCUUCCAAAACCUCCAAUCCUUUUCCUUCCCUUUGUUUUCUUUGCGGCUUAUUCAUUCCUUCGCCGGGGGGAGGGGAGCACUGAGGGGGUGAAAUUUUUUUUUUUUCCUUUUUUGGGGUUAAACUCUGAAGACAGGGCCCGGGGUCCCCGCCGAUUGCCUACUUCCUGCAUCUCCAUCCUUACUCCUUCACACGCUUCCUCUCUUCUACUUCACUUCAGUAUGUUCCCGUCAUCAAUUUUCUCAUCAGAAAUUCUUUCAGGGUUUGGUAAAAUGGUGAUCAUCAAGUGAAGGGAACAAAAGGGAAGCCUUCCUCUUCUUCUUCUCCUCCUCCACCUCCUAUUUUUUUUUGUCUGUUUGUUUCUUAAAAAUAUAUAUACAUAUACAAAUGGGUUCCUGCGUUUCUGUGCACAAACACUCGGAUUCAGCUUUGAAGCUGCGUCUGGGAUUCGGGUCCAAAACGGACAAGCUUGUCACUCCCUCCCCGCCAGUCAAACACAAGCCUAUGCUAGCCGAUCAUCUUCUGAAGCCCCUGUCGUCGCCGCCUCGCCCCCUUGUUACCGCUUCUCGUGACUUUGGUAGCAAAGAAGAGACCUUCUUUGAUUCCCAUGCUUGGUUGGAGUCUGAUUGUGAAGAUGACUUUUUCAGUGUAAAUGGUGAUUUUACACCAUCUCGUGGAACUACUCCUGUCCAUUACAGCUUCUCUGGGGGAAACCCGCGAUCCAAUAGACACCCUUUUGCUGAGAACUCGACACCUGUGCAGUCCACAUCAGAUAAGAAAAAAAAACUAUCUGAACUCUUUAAAGACACGGGAGGUGACCAAGAUGAAAAUCAAAGUGCAGCUGGCAAGUACAAUGGGGCUGCUCGACAGUCAGAUUCAAAGACUUCUGUUCUUGAAGCCCCUCAAAAACCAGGAAAUGAUAUGCCUCAUGUCUCUGGAGCUAACUCUACCGGCAGUAGUGAAAGAUCUCCAACUGGGGAUGUCAGGCUUCCCAGGGAGAAACUGAGGAAGUCAGCUGAAUGUUGCCUUCCGAGGUUGCGUAGCUUAAGUGAAAGGAAGAAGAGGACUAGCCCUGCUCGUAGUCUUGGGUGAUAAAUGAGCCAUGUUGAAUUUUGCGCUAUGUAUAUUGAAAACCGAUUUUUUCUUUUUUUAAACUAAGGUCCAGUAACACACUGAGAUCAGGAAUUCAGGUCACUCAACCACACGGGCACGGGUAUUCAGUAAAUAUCUGAACGAGAAUUUUGGAUUGAGGUGCAUGUAUACAGCUUGUAUCUUACAGUAAAUAAUCCUUUGGUAGCAAAGCAAAAGUGCAGUUGUAUAUCUAAUACCAUAAUGCUUAAACGCUAUUUUGUUAGUUCA